GUGCCCGGCCGGGGGAAGGAGGUAUGUGAUUUCCUUAUCGAUAAGGAAUUUUUCUGGGUUCCAUUUACAUCACUGGGAGCUUGAGCUACCUCCAUUACAAGGGGGGUAUGAAGUCCAGCUUUUGACGUGGUCUAUUCCCCUCCACGAGCCAUUGAUCUACUUUGAGGAACUCUAUAGACGAGCUCUGCGUCGAUCUUCGCUGUCGCGUUUAUUUCUUCGUUUAGAUCCCCAUCUCUUGUAGCAACUGCGGGCUAUUCCGUAUAGCAACUUCGGGCUAAGCUCCGGCGCAUGCGAUGACCGGAGCUCGUGUGCUGGAGACCGCGCUGCGCCGCGUCGUCCGGCCAAGGAUCGGAGGAAGCGGCAGCGUCCAGCGGACCCUGGUCGGAAGCUCCCAGAAUGAACGUCCGUCACAUUCAGCAAGGCCCGUCGGCCUAAACCCAUCGACCUCCGAGCACCACCGAACAAUACACACGACACCAUUAAACCUAUCCCCCUCCUCCUCGCCGUCGAAACCAACAACAACAACGACAACAUGGCGCAGAGAACCCCAUCAACCCCCAACGACAACCCACGACCCGAUUGCCGACCUCCCAGCACAGCUCUGCGGCGUGAUGCGAAGACUAGCGCACUCGGUCGUCGUCGCCACGGCCACGGACCGCGCGGGUCGGCCGAGGGGCAUGACGAUGUCGAGCUUCGUGAGCUUGAGCAUGGAGCCCGUGCCGCUGGUGACGUUCAACGUCCGGACGCCGAGCCGGACGCUCGAUGCGAUUCAUGAGAGCGGCGGGGUUUUCAAUGUGCAUGUUCUCGCAGAGGGAGGGGAGGGCGCGAGGGUUGCGGAUUUGUUUACGAGGGGGAACGCUGGUGCCGGGGAGGGGUUGUUUGAGGGGUUGCCUGAGGGGGUUGAGGUUGUUGAGGAGGAUGGGGAGGCGCCUUUACUUGAAGGGAAGGGGGUGUUGUAUGUGAUCAAGUGUCGGGCUCUUGGGGAGGGGAUGGUGAGGGUUAGGGAUCAUGUUGUUGUUGUUGGGGAGGUUGAGGGGGUUGUGAGGGGGGGAGGGGAGGGGUUUGGGCUUGUUUAUGCUGAUCGACGGUAUCGGACGCUGGGGGAGUGUUUGGUGAAGGGAGAGAAGUGAAGACGGGAGACUGAGGUUGGAGAUGUUGUGUAUCAUACCCCAUGUAUAGAGAUUGCGGAUAGAGUGUAUACUAUGUGAGGGAAACUCCGCCCAUUGAUUUCAAAGAGGAUGGUUAGGGCGGCUAUAAAUCGGCACUGGGAGCUUUGUUAACGGUAUGAACUGGGCUUUGAAUUAUUUCCAACAACCAGCUUUGCACAAGAGACCGUCAGGUGAGAGAUAUCAAACAGGUCGGUUUUGGCCAAGUCCGAUAGAUAAAAUUCUCUAGGUUCAUUCAUUCUAUGCAU
Molecule: messenger RNA, 1414 nt
Organism: Colletotrichum acutatum
Lineage: Eukaryota; Fungi; Ascomycota; Sordariomycetes; Glomerellales; Glomerellaceae
Product: flavin reductase like domain-containing protein
Exons: 2
Coding region: 294-1130 (278 amino acids)
Molecular function (GO): riboflavin reductase (NADPH) activity; FMN binding
Source: RefSeq, a predicted model, not a curated record